This is a messenger RNA of Vitis riparia (riverbank grape), 4505 nucleotides long. Its product is annotated as zinc finger protein BRUTUS-like. Gene Ontology annotation, biological process: protein ubiquitination; ubiquitin-dependent protein catabolic process. The record is from RefSeq and is a predicted model, not a curated record. Gene Ontology annotation, molecular function: zinc ion binding; ubiquitin protein ligase activity. NCBI's taxonomy places the organism in Eukaryota, Viridiplantae, Streptophyta, Magnoliopsida, Vitales, Vitaceae. Gene Ontology annotation, cellular component: nucleus.
UUCCCCCUCCUUCUCCGUUGAAACAAAUUAAACAAUAGCUCUGGGGAGAGAGAGAGAGAGGACUCAGCGGAGAACACGACAACAGAGAGAUAGAGAGAAUCAGAGAAUUCUAGAGAGGGAGAGAGAGAGGCUGUAAGAACGACGCCAUUGACGAACAGCGACAGGGAGAGGGACGCCAGAAAAGAAAAGUAGAGAAAGAAAAAGAAAGUUCUGGGGAGAGAAAGUUUGAGAGAGAGUCGUAGAGAGAGUUUUAGAGAGUUUUUUUUUUUUUUUCGAAUUUGGACAAUCAAGGGUUUUGAUGAGAUGGCAACGCCACUAACGGGCGUUGCAGUGUUUUCAAGCCACGUGAAUUCGUCGUCUUCGUCUUCCUCCUCCAAGUCUUGCUCGAACAAUUCUGAGCUGAAAUCCCCAAUUCUAAUCUUCUCGUUCUUCCACAAAGCAAUACGUGUGGAGCUCGAUGCGCUUCACCAAUCCGCCAUGGCGUUUGCCACUGGACAGCGGGCAGAUAUUCGUCCCUUGUUCAAGCGCUACCACUUCUUGAGAUCAAUCUAUAAGCACCACUGCAAUGCGGAGGAUGAGGUCAUCUUUCCAGCUCUUGAUAUACGUGUGAAGAAUGUAGCACAAACAUACUCCCUUGAACACAAGGGUGAAAGUGACCUUUUUGAUCAUUUAUUUGAGCUGCUAAAGUUAAAUAUGCAAAAUGAUGAAAGUUUUCCACGGGAAUUGGCGUCUUGUACGGGAGCCCUUCAGACAUCAGUUAGUCAGCACAUGUCCAAGGAAGAGGAGCAGGUCUUCCCUUUGCUUACAGAGAAGUUCUCAUUUGAAGAGCAGGCAUCAUUAGUUUGGCAGUUUUUUUGCAGCAUUCCUGUGAAUAUGAUGGCAAAGUUCCUUCCAUGGCUUUCAUCCUCUAUUUCACCUGAUGAAUAUCAGGAUAUGCUGAAGUGCUUAUACAAGAUAGUCCCAGAAGAGAAACUUUUUCGACAGGUUAUUUUCACCUGGAUAGAAGCGAGAAACUGGGCUAACACAGUUGAAAAUUGUACUGAUGAUCCUCAGCUCCAGUGUUGUAAAGGUUCUAGUACUAGCACAUUUAUCCAACAGAUGGACAAAAUAAAUUGUGCAUGUGAGUCCUCCAACGUUGGGAAAAGGAAAUAUUUGGAGUCUAGUGAUGUUUUCGAUACCGGUGGGAUACAUCCAAUAAAUGAGAUAUUGCAUUGGCAUAAUGCUAUUAGAAGAGAGUUGAGAGCUAUAUCUGAGGAGGCUAGGAAGAUACAACGUUCAGGAAAUUUUACUAAUUUAUCAUCCUUCAACGAGAGGUUGCAUUUUAUUGCUGAAGUUUGCAUCUUUCACAGCAUUGCUGAAGAUAAGGUAAUAUUCCCUGCAGUAGAUGGAGAACUCUCCUUUUUCCAAGGGCAUGCUGAAGAAGAUAGUAAAUUCAAUGAGAUUAGGUGCUUGAUUGAAAAUAUUCAAAGUGCAGGAGCAAAUUCUACAUCAGCUGCUGAAUUUUAUGGGGAGUUAUGCUCACAUGCUGACAAAAUAAUGGAAACUAUAAAGAGACAUUUCGACAAUGAAGAAGUCCAGGUUCUUCCACUUGCUCGGAAGCAUUUUAGCUUCAAAAGGCAGCGGGAACUUUUGUAUCAAAGCUUGUGCAUGAUGCCAUUGAGAUUGAUUGAGCGUGUUUUGCCAUGGCUGGUAGGAUCAUUAACUGAUGAUGAAGCCAAGAACUUUCUUAAAAAUAUGCAUUUAGCAGCUCCAGCAUCAGAUACUGCUCUAGUAACACUUUUUUCUGGUUGGGCUUGCAAAGCUCGUGCAAAGGGUGUAUGUUUGUCCUCAAGUGCAAUUGGUUGCUGUCCUGCAAAAGAAAUCACUGAUAUUGAAGAAGAUUUUGUUCGACCACAAUGUGGAUGCACUUAACUUGUCUCCUAGAGAACACCCAGUAUUUGUUCAAAUAGAUGGGAACAGAAGACCGUCAAACGGAAUUCAUCAGUACCGUGCAAAAAUGACCAAGCAACUGAUUCUUCAGAGAUGAUAAGUGCUGAUGAACUGUCUUCUAGUAAUUGGUCUUGUUGUGUCCCAGAUUUAGGUGUAAACGGUAAUAAUCUGGGAUUGGGUUGUCUUUCUACGGUGAAAUUUUUGCGUCCCUUGUCGUUCAGUUCUUCUGCUCCUUCUCUUAACUCCAGUCUCUUUAUCUGGGAAACAGAUAGUAGCUCUUCUCAUAUUGGGUGCACAGAGCGGCCAAUUGAUACCAUAUUUAAAUUUCAUAAAGCCAUUAGCAAAGACUUGGAGUAUUUGGAUGUUGAAUCGGGAAAGCUUAUUGAUUGUGAUGAGACAUUCCUUCAGCAGUUCAUUGGAAGAUUCCGUUUAUUGUGGGGCUUAUACAGGGCUCAUAGUAAUGCAGAGGAUGAAAUAGUUUUUCCAGCAUUGGAAUCCAAAGAGGCACUUCACAAUGUAAGUCACUCAUACAUGCUUGACCACAAGCAGGAGGAAAAUUUAUUUGAAGAUAUUGCUUCUGUCCUUUCUGAGCUUUCACUCCUUCAUGAAGACCUGAAAAGAGCCAGUAUGACAGAGAAUCUAAACAGGAGUCAUGAUGGCAAGCAUCUGAGAAAGUACAUUGAAUUGGCUACAAAACUUCAAGGCAUGUGCAAAUCUAUAAGAGUCACACUGGAUCAGCAUAUUUUCAGGGAAGAACUUGAGCUGUGGCCACUGUUUGGCCAACAUUUUUCUGUGGAGGAACAGGACAAAAUUGUUGGCCGCAUUAUUGGGACUACAGGAGCUGAAGUCCUCCAAUCAAUGUUGCCAUGGGUGACUUCUGCACUUACUCAGGAUGAGCAGAAUAAAAUGAUGGACACAUGGAAGCAGGCAACUAAGAACACAAUGUUCAACGAGUGGCUCAAUGAAUGCUGGAAAGGAACUCCAGUGUCACCUUUAAAGACUGAAACAUUGGAAAGUAGCAUUCCUGAAAAAGGUAUCUAUUCCCAAGAAAACUUGGAUGAGAAUGAUCAGAUGUUCAAGCCAGGGUGGAAAGAUAUUUUUCGUAUGAAUCAAAGUGAGCUUGAAUCAGAGAUCAGAAAGGUUUAUCGGGACUCAACUCUUGAUCCAAGGCGAAAAGCAUAUCUUGUUCAAAAUCUUAUGACUAGUCGCUGGAUAGCUGCUCAACAGAAGUUGCCUCAAGAAAUAAUGGGGGAAAGUUCUAAUGGUGAAGAUGUACAUGGACUAUCACCAUCGUAUUGGGAUCCAGGGAAACAGGUCUUUGGGUGUGAACACUACAAAAGGAAUUGCAAACUCCGUGCUGCUUGCUGUGGCAAGUUGUUCACUUGCAGAUUCUGCCAUGAUGAAGUGAGCGAUCACUCAAUGGAUAGAAAAGCAACAUCAGAAAUGAUGUGCAUGCGCUGCCUGAAGAUUCAAGCAGUUGGACCAAUCUGCAAGACACCUUCAUGCAAUGGACUUUCAAUGGCCAAGUACUAUUGCAGUAUAUGUAAAUUUUUUGAUGAUGAAAGGACCGUAUAUCAUUGUCCAUUUUGCAAUUUAUGUCGCCUUGGGAAGGGUCUUGGGAUUGACUAUUUUCAUUGCAUGACAUGCAAUUGUUGCCUGGGGAUGAAGUUAGUGAACCACAAGUGUCUGGAGAAAGGUUUAGAAACAAAUUGUCCUAUUUGCUGUGAUUUCUUGUUCACAUCAAGUGCUGCAGUCAGAGCUCUACCCUGUGGCCAUUUCAUGCAUUCAGCUUGCUUUCAGGCAUACACUUGCAGUCACUACACCUGUCCUAUUUGUAGCAAAUCCUUGGGAGAUAUGGCGGUUUAUUUUGGCAUGCUUGAUGCUUUGUUGGUCGCUGAGGAGCUUCCAGAGGAAUAUAGAGAUCGUUGUCAGGACAUACUUUGCAACGACUGUGGUCGAAAAGGCACAUCACGCUUCCACUGGCUGUAUCACAAGUGUGGUUUUUGUGGAUCAUACAAUACCCGGGUGAUAAAGACAGAGGCAACCAAUUCUGAUUGCCCCACAUCAAACCAGUGAGAAGUGUCCAACAAAAAUAUUUGCACCAGUGAGCUUGUAAAUACUUGUAUAGUUAAUUCAUUUCCCCCCAAAUCUUAAUACUAGAAUCACAAACCUAGCCCAUCAUCACAUCCAAUAUGCUCCAAAUCUACAGCUUUCACUUUUUUACUUAUCUGAAUAUAGAAAGAAAAGAAGCAAUCCAUAGAGUCUCAUGUCGUGUAUUACAUGCAUGACUUUUUUAAACAGUCCGUCCUCGGCCAAGUUUCUCACCUCAUCUUUAUAAAAAGCUUGCAUACCGUUUGAAAAUAGUUGUCUUGUCUCUGUAGGCAGAUUUUCUUUGAAUUUUGUUCGUUACUUUGUAUCGGUUUGAGGUUUUUUUUUUUUGGCUUGGACUGGUCCAACCUACAUUUUUCUCUCUCAUGGUUGUGGCAUCAUUUUGUAUCCUUCGUGUUUAAAUAAAAAUGCUGUGUAUCGUUGAGUUUGCAUUUACAAUAUUAAUAGAGUAAGCGCCUCUUCUUUUC